This is a messenger RNA of Olea europaea var. sylvestris, 699 nucleotides long. Its product is annotated as cyclin-dependent kinases regulatory subunit 1. The record is from RefSeq and is a predicted model, not a curated record. Gene Ontology annotation, molecular function: histone binding; cyclin-dependent protein serine/threonine kinase activator activity; protein kinase binding. Lineage: Eukaryota; Viridiplantae; Streptophyta; Magnoliopsida; Lamiales; Oleaceae. Bases 175 to 423 code for a protein of 82 amino acids. Gene Ontology annotation, cellular component: SCF ubiquitin ligase complex; cyclin-dependent protein kinase holoenzyme complex. Gene Ontology annotation, biological process: regulation of mitotic cell cycle. The transcript has 4 exons.
UCCUCCCUGACUUCCUCGACAAUACUCUCUCUCUCUCUCUCUCUCUCUCUCUCUUUCUGCGCAAUCUUUUCUUCCCCCCUACAGCUACUCUCCCCGCGCCAGAUCAAAGGUUCAUUUCACGCGUACUGAUAGUUUAAGAACUAAAGCGAAGAGUGGGUUUGAAGUAAAUACGAAAUGGGUCAGAUCCAGUACUCCGAGAAGUACUUCGAUGACACUUAUGAGUACAGGCACGUGGUUCUUCCACCAGAAGUGGCCAAACUACUUCCCAAGAAUCGACUUCUCUCUGAAACUGAAUGGCGUGCAAUUGGCGUUCAGCAAAGCCGUGGAUGGGUUCACUAUGCAAUUCACCGACCAGAACCACACAUCAUGCUCUUCAGAAGGACUCUGAAUUAUCAGCAGCAGCAGGAAAACCAAGCUCAGUAAAAACGUGUUUGCCAGAUGAAUAGCCUUUACUCUGGUUUUCACUUUUCUUAAGUUGUAUUACAUAUAUUGUCUGUUUGAUCUUUUAGAAAUGAAAUCAGAAUACGAAAUAUAGUCUGUACUUUGAGUGAAUGUUGGUGAAAAUGUCUAGUGAUACGCUAUGGAGAAUUUCAGUGACUUUGACAUCACUAGUAUGGUUUAGUAGUAUUUCAUAUGCUGUGCUGAAGUCCUUUUUACUUCACUCUUGGUUUAUUGUUAAUGGUUUUGUUGCUUUUAUCA